AUCUUUUUCUUUUUCAGCUUCUCAUCUCUGCAACAAUUUAUCCAUUUGCUAUAACAGUUCAUAGAAAUUAUAUUUACUGGACUGAUCUCCAACUUCGGGGAGUAUUCCGAGCUGAGAAGUACACAGGAGGAGAUAUGGUAGAGAUGGUUCGUAGGCUGGAAGAAUCCCCAAGAGAUAUCCAUGUAUUCUCUGAUGAGCAGCAGAUCUGUGAAACCAAUAUGUGUGAGAUUAACAAUGGUGGUUGUGCCCAGUCUUGCCAUCCAAGUACUGAUAAUAAGGUUGAAUGUAAAUGCAAUGCAACACUGAAGCUAGUCAAUGAAAACAAGAUGUGUGUUGCACAGACUUACAAUUGUGAUGUAAACAAAUUCUACUGCGCAAAUGGGAAAUGUAUAUCACGUUUGUGGGCAUGUGAUGGCUCAGAUGACUGUGGUGAUAAGUCUGAUGAAGAUAGAAACUACUGUACAUAUCAUACAUGUAGUCCUAGCGAAUUCCGAUGCAAGAAUGGCCGUUGCAUUUUCUCCACUUGGAAGUGUGAUCACGAAGAUGAUUGUGGUGAUGGGUCAGAUGAAGAAGGAUGUGAGUAUCCUCCAUGUGCUGAAGGCGAGUUUACAUGUGCCAACCAUCGCUGUAUCCCAAUCUCACAGUGUGUGAACACAAACUUCACAUGGACUGCAAAUGAAGCACUUAGUAGAAAGGACCUGUAUGUUUUAGUGUCAUAUACACCUUCUUUGGCAAACAAAGACUAUCUCUGCUAG
Messenger RNA from Cherax quadricarinatus, 755 nucleotides. The record is from RefSeq and is a predicted model, not a curated record. NCBI's taxonomy places the organism in Eukaryota, Metazoa, Arthropoda, Malacostraca, Decapoda, Parastacidae.